AUGAAGCACCUGGCUCUGCAUGACCCGGGCGUGCUGCAUGGAAAAACUCCGCAGGGGAACAACUGCUUCCACAUCUCCUACAUCCAUGGCCACGAGCGGUUCUGCAAAGAAAUCCAGGCGCUGAAGCUGAGCCAGCUUCUCCUUGCCGUUGUCAACGUAGAUGGUGAGACGCCGCUGCUCACCACCGUGACAAGCAGUCAUCCCUCUCUGGCUUCUGUUCUCCUCAGAUGUUGCCGUGAGCUGCAGCUGAUAGAGGCAAUCUUGAAGCAAGACAAGAACGGAUGCAACGCACUGCACCACACCAUCCACAGCGGCCACAGGGUGCUCGCGCUGGUGUGCUGA
Phragmites australis (common reed) is the source of this 342-nucleotide messenger RNA. RefSeq lists its product as uncharacterized. Bases 1 to 342 code for a protein of 113 amino acids. The transcript has a single exon. Lineage: Eukaryota; Viridiplantae; Streptophyta; Magnoliopsida; Poales; Poaceae. The record is from RefSeq and is a predicted model, not a curated record.